This is a messenger RNA of Tigriopus californicus, 1550 nucleotides long. RefSeq lists its product as uncharacterized. The transcript has 2 exons. The record is from RefSeq and is a predicted model, not a curated record. Bases 364 to 1083 code for a protein of 239 amino acids. Lineage: Eukaryota; Metazoa; Arthropoda; Copepoda; Harpacticoida; Harpacticidae.
AAUGGAUCCCAGAAAGCUUAGCACGAUGCCCGCUCACUCGUUUGCCCGUCACCCUGAGUUUUUUUCCUCGUGGGCACGAUUCCGACCCAUUGCUCGUUCGGGGAUUUCUUGGCUACGUGAAGACCCCUCGAUUCCCGUAUAAAUAGGGAAGACCCUCUUGAGGGUUUGGUCUCUUUUCCUUGGUCUCUCGAGCUGAGCGAACCUUCCCCGGCCUUCCUCAGACCUUUUGUCCGUCUUUCUUUCCGAAAGAAACGGAACCCGACCGAUCGUUGGUGGAACAAACGCCAGAGAGGCACGUUCCACGAAAGACCUUCCUUGAUCCUUGAUCGAACCAUACUUGGGGUUCCUUUGGGCCAUUCGAAUAUGACACAGACCCGACGAUCCUGUCCUCAGCUAUGGCAUUACGUUUUCAACCUGACCCUGUUUAUCAAUCUCUUGGGCAUGGCCUCCACAAAUUCAUCGCUCGACCUGGAUGGGGUGUUGUCGCCCUCGGACCUCGAGACUUUUGAGGAGGAACGCCUCAAAUCAGCCUCGCCCCAAGCUCAUGUGCAACCAAUUGGUCGUUUCUUGGAAGAACUGGCACAAAGCCCGUUUCCUGAUUCCCCUCUCCAAACUCCGUCUGGAGACCAGUCACGUUUACCUUGUGAUCCCGAGUGCCACCGGCCAUACCUAAAUCAAUUCCAGCAACUGGCCCAACAACCAAAUGGAUUACACCUUCAACGCCAACUUCGAUCGCCCGGAUAUCUGCUGAGGACUCGUAAAUCAGCAGAAGAUGACAGUGACAUUGACGAGGGCGAUGAUGUGUUCAAUCGGCCCGAGCGCUCCGAGAAGUAUUUGUUCAGGGUGCGGAAAGAUCUGCCCAGCCAAGUGCGGAACCGAAAGGGAGGCUACCUGUUCCGCACCCGCAAGGACCUGACCAACAAACGCGGCGAGUACCUGUUUAGAACCCGGAAGACCAUGAUGGACUUUGGGAAACGGCAAGCUGGAUAUUUGUUCCGAACUCGAAAAAGCUCACCCUCGGCUGAUAUGCUGGAGCCCAUUAGCUUGAAGGCCAGGAAGGACAUGUACCUUUUCAGGACGUAAACACAACCUCGACUCGUCGGCAAUAUCAUUCCGGAACUCUCUCUGAAGUACAAACGAAAACGGACUCAAUACUCUCAUUAUGAUUUGUCAAGGUUGUACGAGUACUUGUUGAUUGUCACACUGAUUGCUCCUUUGAGUUGGUCGUUAACCAUUAAAAGGAUCGGAUAUUUUUCUGCCAAUUCUUAGAGUGCAUAUUGUCCUUCUUAUGAAAACGCCCUCUGCUUCACUGUUGAUAAUGUUUUUUUAGCACUGAUCAUGAUUGUACGCAUGUAGUUUGCCCUGCUGCCAAUUUUUUGUUGAACUCACCAGCCAAUUCAACCUUGAAAAGCCAAACCAGGCGUGAAGCUCUCCUGAACCAAUGCAUUUUUGUCCUCAAUUAUACUCUUAUUGGAGCCUCUCAUUGUUCCUUCAAGCCAUUUUCUGCCAUGUGAAGUCGCCUCAAUGGAAAUAAAGUCAAAAGUCAUCAA